AUGUCUGAAACUAUAAUAGAUCAAGUAUUUAUAAACAAGGACAAGUGUGAAUAUAACACUGAAGUAAUUGACACUGGUUUUUCGGAUCACAAGGGUAUCGAAUUGAGUUUAAAUGUCACAUCUUACAAAGACCCUGUUAUCAAUAACAAUUACAGAGAAAGGAUAUUUAUAAAUGAUGACAACAUAAGAAUUUUUAAUUACAUUCUGGAAAAUAACAACUGGGGUAGUGAAUCAAGUGGUGAUGUCAACACAAAGUUUGACUCAUUCCUUGAAAGCUACAAACACUGUUUUGAUGUUGCCUUUCCUAUAAAAAGAGUCAAACCUAAACAUAAAACCAAAACAUGGUUUACACAGGGGAUUAGAAAGUCAUCAGACACUCUCAGAAAGUUAAAUAAAUCAGCCAGGAAGAAUGUAGCACUGAAAGCACAUGUGAAAUGUUACAGAAGCCUGUACAAGAAAGUAAUAAUUGCAGCUAAGAAGCUUGAUAAUGAUUCAUAUAUUGAGAAAGGUAACAACAAAAUGAAGUCAACUUGGGAGGUAAUAAAUAAAAAUAUAGGUAGACACAAAAGAAAAGAUAACAGCUUUGUCAUUAAAAGUGGGGGUACAACUGUUAAGGAACCACUUCAGAUUGCCAACAUAUUUUACAAACAUUUCACAAAUAUAGCCAUAAAUUUAAUUAAAACUAAAAGCAAUUCCAACAGCAAGGUAAAAAUCCCCAUGAAUGACAUGACAAUGUUCCUUUAUCCAGUAACUGAAUCAGAGGUACUAAAUGCUAUAAAUAAGUUAAAAAAUAAAAUGUCAUGUGGGUGUGAUGGUAUUCCUGACAAAGUCAUUAAGCAAAGUGCAAGAAACAUAGCCUCACUUCUCACUGAAAUUAUAAAUGAAUCUUUUAAGACAGGGGUGUUUCCAUCAAAACUUAUAAUGUCAACUAUAAAGCCACUUUACAAGAAUGGUGAUAAAUAA
Messenger RNA from Schistocerca cancellata (South American locust), 963 nucleotides. RefSeq lists its product as uncharacterized. Bases 1 to 963 code for a protein of 320 amino acids. Lineage: Eukaryota; Metazoa; Arthropoda; Insecta; Orthoptera; Acrididae. The record is from RefSeq and is a predicted model, not a curated record. The transcript has a single exon.